Molecule: messenger RNA, 1506 nt
Organism: Trichoplax adhaerens
Lineage: Eukaryota; Metazoa; Placozoa; Uniplacotomia; Trichoplacea; Trichoplacidae
Exons: 1
Coding region: 1-1506 (501 amino acids)
Molecular function (GO): heme binding; monooxygenase activity; oxidoreductase activity, acting on paired donors, with incorporation or reduction of molecular oxygen
Source: RefSeq, a predicted model, not a curated record
AUGAUAUCUAUUUUUAUCACAUUAUUGACUAUAUUAAUAGUCCUUGUUGUUAGUUUAAUAUUACAGCGAAGAGAUGAUAUUCGCCAGUAUCUUGAAAUAUGUAAGGCGCUCAAGCAAUUCCCUAGUCCUCCCAAGCAUUGGUUUUUCGGCCAUUUAAAAGAGUUAACUCAACCUAACGAGCAAUGUGUUCAAAUGCUUGAAAAGCGAUCUACCGAGUAUAAGACUUGUUUCGUUCACUGGUAUGGCCUCUAUCCCUUUCUAUUCUGUAAUAACGCUGAUGCAGCUCGAAGUAUUAUUAAAUCAUCCGCGCCAAAAGGAGAUUGGAGUUAUGCUUGGCUUAAAACAUGGCUAGGUGAUGGAUUAAUCGGCGUCAAUGGUAAUAAAUGGGGUAGGAAUAGAAGAUUAUUAACCAAUGCGUUCCAUUUCGAUAUAUUAAAGUCAUAUGUUUCCAUACAUAAUCGCUGUACCGAUGUUCUUAUACAGAAAUGGAAUAAGCAUGCCGACAAUCAUGCUAGUUUCAAUUUGUACGAAGAUAUGAAAUUAUUAGCCUUCGAUGUUAUCUUGCAAAGUGCUUUUUCACUUAAAAUCGAUUGUCAAACAGCUCAUGAAAGACAUCCGUAUGUCAAUGCUGUUUAUCAAUUAAGUUAUCUAAUUACAGAAAGAUUAUUUCGGAUCACAGGUUACGUCGAUUGGUUAUAUCGAUUAACGGAAAGUGGUAGACGAUAUUAUCGACUUUGUAAAUUCGUCCAUCAAUUUACAGAGAAAAUUAUUCGUGAAAAAAGGCAACUCUUGAAAGAAAAUACAAAUCAGUAUGACAGUAAUCAAAAGCGCCGUUUGGAUUUUAUUGAUAUUAUUUUACAAACACGUGAUGAGGAUGGUAAUUGCUUAAGUGACAAAGAAAUCAAUGAUGAAAUUAAUACAUUUAUGUUUGCUGGCCAUGAUACGACCUCGAGUGCGUUAUCGUGGACGCUAUAUUGCUUAGCAAAGAAUCCCGAGCAUCAAGCUAAAGUUAGAGAAGAGGCCGAUGCUAUAUUAAAUCAUAAAGAUGAUUUAGAGUGGGACGACUUAAAUAAUAAAUUAGCCUAUACGUUAAUGUGUAUUAAAGAAGCCAUGCGUUUAUAUGCUGUUGUACCGAAUAUUGAAAGGAAAUUAGACGAUUACGUUGAAAUAAACGGUAAAGUAUUACCACCUGGUACACAUAUCGUUAUACAACUGUAUAUUCUCGCUCGCAGGUCAGAAAUUUGGCCUGAACCAGACCGUUUUAAUCCGUUACGUUUCUCAGAAGAGAAUAUCCAAAAACGAGAUGCAUAUGAUUAUAUCCCGUUUUCUGCAGGUCCACGUAAUUGUAUUGGAAAGAAUUUUGCGUUAGAAGAACUUAAAAUUGUUUUAGCCAAGAUUAUAUACAAUUACGAAAUAGAGUUAGAUCCAGCUCGACAAGUAACUCGAUAUUAUUCAGUCAUAAGCCAACCAACAGACGGUAUAUGGAUCAAGAUUAAGCGUCGCUAG